This is a messenger RNA of Glycine soja, 829 nucleotides long. Its product is annotated as iron-sulfur assembly protein IscA, chloroplastic-like. Gene Ontology annotation, biological process: iron-sulfur cluster assembly. Gene Ontology annotation, cellular component: chloroplast stroma. Bases 115 to 624 code for a protein of 169 amino acids. The record is from RefSeq and is a predicted model, not a curated record. Lineage: Eukaryota; Viridiplantae; Streptophyta; Magnoliopsida; Fabales; Fabaceae. Gene Ontology annotation, molecular function: iron-sulfur cluster binding; protein-macromolecule adaptor activity. The transcript is spliced from 3 exons.
AUCAAAUUCUAAAACUCACCUGCACACGACACACACGAUGGUUGAAAUUUGAAGCAAAGCACGUGUUUGUGUGUGUAGUUCUCUCUCUCUCUCUCUCUCUCUCUCCAGGCUCCAAUGGCUUUCUCUGCAAUGACUAGCAUGCACUCUCCUCAAUUUCUCCGCCUUCCCAUCUCCCUUCCCCGUUCUUCACCCUCUGGUCGAUUUUCACCGCCAAUUCUCAAACGCCCUAAACCACUCUCCAUUCGAUCAGUUUCAAUUCCUGCUGCACCAGCAUCAGGGUCUCUGGCCCCUGCAAUUUCUGUUACGGAUAAUGCGCUGAAGCACUUGAAUAAGAUGAGGUCUGAACGAAAUCAAGAUUUAUGUUUAAGAAUAGGUGUCAAACAGGGUGGGUGCUCUGGUAUGUCAUACACAAUGGAUUUUGAAGACAGGGUUAAUAAAAGGCCAGAUGAUUCAAUCAUUGAGUAUGAAGGUUUUGAAAUUGUUUGUGAUCCUAAGAGCCUACUCUUCAUAUUUGGCAUGCAAUUAGAUUACAGUGAUGCUCUGAUUGGGGGAGGCUUCUCUUUCAAGAAUCCUAACGCGACACAGACUUGUGGAUGUGGUAAAUCCUUUGCUGCCGAAAUUUAGAACCAUGUUUAUAGUCAAUAGUUUGUUUCUACAACACUCUGGACUAAAUAUAGACUUUUAUUACUAACAUAAAUAUAUUUAUAUGCAUUGUCAAAAAAAAAAUGUACUGAAUGGAAUGCUUGUUAUUUGUAUUUCUGUUUGUAUUUGUUUCGCUGCAUCAUUAGUCAUUCAUCUUUUCAAUUUGUUUAAGGAAAUCUGUUUAUUA